This is a messenger RNA of Rotaria socialis, 1416 nucleotides long. NCBI's taxonomy places the organism in Eukaryota, Metazoa, Rotifera, Eurotatoria, Philodinida, Philodinidae. The record is from the annotation of a GenBank genome assembly.
AUGGCCACUACGUCACGGGGUACGAUUCCAGAAGAAUAUUUGGAUCACGAAUGUAUACAUUGUCAUCGUUAUGCGUUCAGACAUGAUGACAAUACACAAAGAGCGGCACGAUCAAUAAAAAUGCAAGAUCGUGGUGUUGAUAAUAGUACGCCACAAAACAGGCCGUCACAAAUUUUCCAUCAAACCACAUGGAACAGCAAUACAAACUCUCACGAGUCAAGUGUUCAUCAAGAAACAGAUUGCAUUAAAAUUGUUUGUAUUGCAGAUACACAUAAUGGUCAUCGCGAUCCUGGCUUUAAUCAGAAACUUCGACAGAUAUGUGGAGAUAUUUUGAUUCAUGCUGGCGACUUCAGCAACAGAGGAACAAUAUCAGAGAUCACAGAUGUUUUCGAUUGGUUAUCUAAAUUGGAUAACUUCAAAUAUAAAGUCGUUAUCGCCGGUAAUAUGGAUGGUAUUGGUUUAGAUAAGGGCGAUCGUCAUAACGCAGACUACAUGCGCCAAUAUUUUAGGGGGUUUCCCGAAAAUAUUAUUUAUUUAGAAAAUAAUAUGAAGAAUGUUCUAGGAAUUAAUAUCUAUGGUUGUCCAUACACACCACAAUUUUAUGGCGGUUUUCAAUAUAUACCAAAAUCAUUACAAGCAACACGACUAUGGAAUCAAAUUCCAGAGGAUUGUGAUAUUCUAGUUUCACAUGGACCACCUUCUGAUGUUCUCGAUAAAACUUCAAAAGGUCAACAUGUUGGCUGUAACGUUUUGCGACAAGCAAUCCAACAAAGACCACGUUUGAAAGCUGUUGUUUUUGGUCACAUUCAUCAUUCCUUUGGCUGCCAAUUGAUAGAAAAUAAAUGGUUUAUUAACGCGGCACAGUAUAAUGGCAUCUUCCAUCGUGAUCGUGAAAAUCAACCAUUUGAAAUUAUGAUGAGACGUGAUGAUAAAAAGAUUGCAAAUGUAAGUGCAGCCCGCUCCACGAUGCCCGAAAAACCCCUACUAACAACCACUUUUCAUGCAACUCCAUAUGGAUCGAAUUGCGAUGCAUGUUUAUAUAGAGCAACAUCCCACUGAAGGAUACAAAAAAAAUUUUACAAACAUACACAGAGUGAAUAAUAUUUACCGUUAUUUUUUCUAAUAUAAUUCUGAAAGUUCAACAAAUAUGAUCACAAUUUAUCAGUGUACAAGUAACACUCGUCUGCGAGACUCGCUUGACCCUCGACUGAAUAUUUGACAGCUUCGAUAUUUUUGUGGUUACACACCACUGUCGUAACCUAGAGACUUACAUAUGUAGCUGAUUGUGUGAGUGUAGGGAUGUGCAGUGUCGGUAUAAACACUGAAAAACUGACCACUGAGUACACCGACGGUAUAUCUAGUGGAGCACCGACUACACUGCCGCCGACGUCACUGACACCGACUUCACCGACUACG